Messenger RNA from Auanema sp. JU1783, 480 nucleotides. The record is from the annotation of a GenBank genome assembly. Lineage: Eukaryota; Metazoa; Nematoda; Chromadorea; Rhabditida; Rhabditidae.
AUGAUGCGGUAUUUGGUCUUCUCAGCUCUCGUUGCUGUUGCUCUUGCUGGAAAGUGCGAAUCUCCAAAGCACUCUGCUUCUUUCUAUUCCACAACUGAUGGGUUCUUCCACUUCCACACCACCUUCAUUACUGAGUUCACUCUUCAAUGCAGCAAUAACGCUAAGAACCUUCCAUUCUACGCUGUUGUCAAUGAUAAAAUUUUAAAUGUAGCUGUCUCUGAGGAAACCGCCAAAUAUCAAGUCUCAUGGUCUCAAGAAAACGAGAAGUCUGGAUCUCAAACUUUCAACGUCCACAUUUAUGAUGAAGAUGGAAUUGCUGCUUACAAGAAGAACUCUGCUGUCCAACCACUCUUCACCAUCCCACUCAACCAUCCAGGACUCAACCGCAAGUCUCCAAUAUCAUCCGAGACUGUCGCUCUUCUCAUCGCUGUAGGAGCUCUCUACUACGCCAUCAAGCAAAAGUCCGAAAUCGUGCAUUAA